Amphimedon queenslandica is the source of this 592-nucleotide messenger RNA. RefSeq lists its product as uncharacterized. NCBI's taxonomy places the organism in Eukaryota, Metazoa, Porifera, Demospongiae, Haplosclerida, Niphatidae. The transcript is spliced from 3 exons. The coding region runs from base 25 to 435 and encodes 136 amino acids. The record is from RefSeq and is a predicted model, not a curated record.
ACAGUCUACUCUGCUGUGGUGAAAAUGAAGUCUUUCUUGUUCCUAGUAGCACUAAUGAUGUGUGCUAUAGCCACUGCUAUGGCUCCAAUUGUAAUGGAGAAGAAACCAAACCACUUCAAGCAGUAUAAAGUAAUGUCUCAUGGUGAUCUAACUGAUCAAAAUAAGGACAGGAAGGCUUCCAUUGGUUCAGGUUGGUGGACACUUGGAGAGAAAAAGCAGCCAAAAGACACGAAAGGAGAACCUGAAGACAAUGAGCCUGGUGAUGUACCAGAUGUCUGGCGCCCAAAACCAAUUGUAAAAAGGAAAAUAUACAAUGAAUGUUAUCAUCCAGUCUCUAAUCAACGUAUACAUCAUGGAUCAUAUUCUUAUCACAAAGAAUCCUGCCUCAUGUGCAUGUGUCCGUUUGGUCGUAUGAAAUGCGAGUAUGCCUGUUGAUGUCCAAUUGAGUUGCUCCAUGCAGUGAAACCUUCGCUAUAUUCAACACCACCAUUAUACUACAUAGUAUAGCUACUCCAUAAUAGUACAUUUUAUCAACUAUUGUUCUUUUUAUGUAAUUCUUAAUUGGCUUUGAGAGCCUAUUGAGAGAAAUGAA